AUGGGCCUUCGGGCCGGCCCCAAUAUAGGAAGCGCAGUUGCAGCCCACCGAGAGGUAGUUGUUCGGUUCUCCCACCACGCGUGCUGCCUGCCAGGCGCCGCCCGGCCCGGAUACCGCGCCCGGCACGCCGGUCGCCGGAAACCUCGCGCCCACGGACCGCGCACGCUGUUGCGUGCGGAUCAUACGGGUUCUUUCCCUUGCUCUCGGGGAUGGCCCAGCGUCAGUGUGCCGGCCAACGGCCAUCCGUUGACCGGCGACACGGCUCAAGCGGACGCGGCUUCGUGUGUGCCGGUCCUGGAUGCACGUGCUUGCCAGUACGCCGUACACAUCGGUGCUAUACGUAAUCGUAUACGGGAAAAAACGGUUCGCGGUUCUAUUUCACCCUCCCCAUCUCCCACCCGCCCGAGACAGCGACUCGCGACUCUGCGAGUAUGGCCGCGACCUAGGGUUCCUCCGCCGCCACUCCCGCCCGAGGCCGGCGGCCACCCCACCGAACCCGCCCACCGGCGUCGUCAUCCCCGGCUACAUCUCCAGCACAUCCCCGCCCGACGCCAGUCCAUCCUCGCCCGACGCCAGUCCAUCCCCGACCGACGAGCUACAUCAACGACGCAUCCCCGCCUGACGCCGGCGCUUCCCUGCCCGACGAGCUGCAGCGCCAACACAUCCUCGCGCCGUCGAGCAGCCGGCCAGCCACUGGCCCCAGAGUUGCCGCCAGCCCCAACCAAGGGCGCACCAGUAUGGGUGACAAAGCAGAUUGGAGUGAUCGGUUUUAUCCGUGAUAGCCAAUUGCAUGAUAAGGAGUUCGAGAGAUGUGACGCCGAUGAAGAUUACUUGGUACAAGAGACAAGUGACACGACAGGAGAGGAUGGUAGUGAGCAUGUAGAGAACGAGGAUACUAUGAAUAUCAUUCGUACUAGGAUAGCGGAUGGUUUGGUUAGUGCGAGAGAAAGCUAGUUAUGUUAUGUUGAGGGAUGACAUUGUUGUAUGGACCAAUCACUUUGAUGGAUGAAAAACUAUGAAAAUUAUUUUUAUCUUGCUUAAACAGUCUUUUUAAUGAUAA
Sorghum bicolor (sorghum) is the source of this 1060-nucleotide messenger RNA. RefSeq lists its product as uncharacterized. The record is from RefSeq and is a predicted model, not a curated record. The coding region runs from base 1 to 954 and encodes 317 amino acids. Lineage: Eukaryota; Viridiplantae; Streptophyta; Magnoliopsida; Poales; Poaceae. The transcript has 4 exons.